CAUCAUCAUCAUCAUCUCGUCCCGCCCCGGGGCUCUCGCGAGGCGACAAGGGAUGGCGCGGGCGGGCGGUGCGAAUUUGCCCUGGGUGGAGAAGUACCGGCCGCAGGCCCUGUCGGAGCUGGUGUCGCACCGGGAUAUCCUCAGCACUGUGCAGCGGUUUAUCAGCGAGGAUCGGCUCCCGCAUCUCCUUCUCUAUGGACCUCCUGGGACCGGUAAGACCUCGACCAUCCUCGCCUGUGCCAGGCAGCUCUACCAGGAGCGGGAGUUUGGCUCCAUGGUGCUGGAGCUCAACGCCUCCGAUGACCGAGGUAUCGACAUCGUCCGAGGGCCCAUCCUGAGCUUCGCCAGCACCAGGACCAUCUUCAAGAAGGGCUUCAAGCUUGUCAUCCUGGAUGAAGCUGAUGCCAUGACCCAGGAUGCACAGAACGCCCUAAGGCGAGUGAUUGAGAAGUUCACAGAAAACACCCGCUUUUGCCUCAUCUGCAACUACCUCUCCAAGAUCAUUCCCGCCUUGCAGUCCCGCUGCACGCGCUUCCGCUUCGGGCCCCUCACCCCGGAGCUGAUGGUGCCCCGGCUGCAGCACGUCAUACAGGAGGAGGGGGUGGAUGUAACGGAGGAUGGGAUGAAGGCUCUGGUGACUCUCUCGAGCGGUGACAUGCGCAGAGCCCUCAAUAUCUUGCAGAGCACCAACAUGGCCUUCGGGAAGGUGACAGAAGAGAAUGUCUACACCUGCACGGGACACCCCCUCAAGUCUGAUAUUGCCAACAUCCUCGACUGGAUGCUGAACCAGGACUUUUCCACCGCCUAUCGCAAAAUCAUGGAGCUGAAGACGCUGAAGGGCUUGGCACUACAGGACAUCCUCACCGAGAUCCACCUCUUUGUGCACAGAGGUAGGGGCUUGCGGGGCCGGCUCCUGGCUGAGCCAGGGAGGGCCAACCAUCCCUCACAAGCCCAUGACAAUGCAUGCCAUCUCCUCUCCGCAGUCGAUUUCCCACCCUCAAUCCGCAUCCAGCUGCUGAUCAAAAUGGCAGACAUCGAGUACCGUCUGGCUGCUGGGACCAGUGAAAAGAUUCAGCUGAGCUCCCUCAUCGCAGCUUUCCAAGUCACCAGGGACCUGAUCGUAGCCGAAGCCUGAGUCCUGCUGGGUGGAUCGUUGCUUAGGUUGCUGGAUCUCUCAGAAGCUGCUCCCUGCACCCUCUCGUUCACUUUUAGCAAGCCUUAAGCCCACAGCUGAGGUGCACGAGUCAGGCAGAGUAAUUUCUAAGCUUCCUGAGGAAAUAAAGAUGCCUCUAA
Messenger RNA from Cuculus canorus (common cuckoo), 1293 nucleotides. It is a transcript of the gene RFC5, whose product is annotated as replication factor C subunit 5. Lineage: Eukaryota; Metazoa; Chordata; Aves; Cuculiformes; Cuculidae. Gene Ontology annotation, biological process: DNA-templated DNA replication; DNA repair. The record is from RefSeq and is a predicted model, not a curated record. The transcript is spliced from 10 exons. Bases 53 to 1135 code for a protein of 360 amino acids. Gene Ontology annotation, cellular component: DNA replication factor C complex; nucleus. Gene Ontology annotation, molecular function: ATP binding; DNA binding; DNA clamp loader activity.